AUGAAGUGGAGUGUCCGGGGAGCCUGCGCCGCGCUCUCCAGCUGCCUCCUGCUCGCCUGCGCGCUCAGCGCCGCCGCCGUGGGCCUCAAGUGCUUCUCGCUGGGCUCGGAGCUCAAGGGGGAGCCCUUCCGCCUGGGCACCGCCGCCGGCGCCUUCUACUCGGGGCUGCUGCUGGCCGCCGGCCUCUCGCUGCUGGGCUCGGCGCUGCUCUGCUGCCGCCCGCCGGAGGGGGAGGCGGCGGCCGGGGGGCAGCAGCCCGCGGCGGGGGGCGGCGAGGCGCCGCCCGGGGGCCGGCAGAACUUCCUGCUGCUGGGCGUGCUGGUCUUCAUGCUGGGCGUGCUGAGCGCCUUCGCCGGGGCCGUCAUCGACGGCGACACGGUGUCGCUGGUGGAGAGGAAGUACUCGCACUACUGCGGCCCGGCCCCGGGCGGCGGCGGGGGCCCGCGGGCGGCGGCGGGCGCGGCGCUGCGCUGUCAGAAGCUGCGGGACUACCAGCGGGGCUUGGUGCUCUCCACCGUCUUCAACGCGCUCGAGUGCCUGCUGGGCCUGCUCAGCCUGCUGCUCGUGCGCAACUACAAGGCGGCCCAGCAGCGCGGGCUCCGCCGGCAGCGCCGCCGCCAGCAGCGGCCGGCCCCGGGCGGGAGGCGGCGGAGGCGGCGGCGGGGCGGCGGCGGAGGAGCGGGCGGGCGGCGGGCGCCGCGGCCGAGCCAGGGCUCCAUCUUCUCCAGCGAGGAGCCCGAGCUGUCCCCCGCCGACUGCCCCUUCCAGGCCGUCUCCUACAUCAACGUGGGCGUCUUCCACGUGUUCGACGAGGCCGGCGUGGAGGUGCACUGCGGCGGGCACCCCUCGCUGGAGCUGCCCGGCUACUCGCCCAUGGACCCCGAGCUCAACCCCUCCUACCCCUACUGCUACCCGCUGCCCCACGAGCAGCCCCCGGCCUACGAAGAGAUCUACCCGGGGGAGCCCAGCGCCAACAGCAGCUAGCGAGGGGCCGGCCCCGGGGACCCGCACCUGCGCUGACAAUCAGCCGCUAGCACCAGGCGGCCCCUGCCCUAGCUUGGGGGGACAUACCCGCUGGCAGCAGCAUCCCGUCGGCUCACCGCACCGGCCCGCGCAAAAAGCGCGCAGCCCUGGUCUCGCCGCGCUAGCGCCCGCUGGGGCGAGGCUGAGGCAAAACGCUUGCAAAAGAUCAACCUCUGGCUCCAUCACCGCACGUGGUGAGACCCCCGCCAGAGCCCCACGGGGGGUGACUGAGUGAGCCCACUAGGACAUUUUUCACGAUCAUGGUUCUGUCUGAUGGAGUUUUUCAUCUGUCGUGUCUGUUAAAUAUCAAGAUUGAGUUUUAAAAGGCUGGACCAGAACCGUUUAGGAGUUGGUUCUUCCCGCCCUGAUGUCUCUUGGGCCAAUUUUUUUUUUAAGUGAAUCAUCAUCAUAGUCUUUUCUUCAGCUUUAACGGUACAAAAGUAUACCAUUUAUGAUAACCAGCCCGGGUAAGGGGAAAAGUGUAAUAAAGCUUCUUUACCUCUCAAGCAGAGAAAUUUUUAACAACGAAAAGACGUUCCUAUAGUGUUUACCACAGCUGUUUGGGGAAAUUCUUAUGUUUACACUUUCUUGAAGAUUUAAAUUCUAUUUAAAAUUUAGUGAGAGUUAAAACCUGUGUUGGGUCUGGUAGGAUGCACAUUAAACCCCCCUGCACUUUCAGAGAAAAAAGGAAAAGGAAACAGCAACAUUUUUGUACACUAAUGUGCCUGCUUUUGUUAACUUCUUACUGUAAAAGCUUUGGAACGUCUAUAAUGAAAAGGUUUGGUAGAUUCCUUGCAAUCUAAAAUUAAUCACCAGUUCCUUUACUAAAAUAACUGAGUUGUUAUUAGGAUAUAGCAAUUAAAAGGCAGUCCAAAUGUCACCUACAUUCCUUUUUGUAAACAGGUUCUGUGUUUUUAAUGCAAGGCAGGGCUCAUUUUUGUUUUACACAAGUUUAAUUUUGUACAACUCUAUAGUUUCUCUUGUAAAGAAUCUCAUCUUAUUGUUAUCAAUUCAUCAAUCUGGUAAGCUUGAAUAUUAAAGUUUAUUUUAAAAUAUAUACUUUAAACAGCCUUAAUUGAUGUAAUUGUCACAGUUCUAAAGGAGAAGUUGUACAAACACACCUUCCAUACUUAAAAUUCCCACUAAACCAGGAGAAUAAAAAAGUUGAAAGCGUAAUUUAAUGCACAGAAAACAAAGAAAAAAAUCAGACUGUAUUUGCUAACUUUUGUAAAUUAGACAUAUUAAAAAGGAUUCCAGCCCAAAGUAAGAAACUAUUAAUCUUCAUUUAGCAGCCUGCUGUGGGAUGUCAGUUUAUCAGAUAGCGUGAGAAAGUAAUAAUUAAGGGAAACAACUACAGUGUAUUUUUAUGCUGCACAGAAAAGGUGAAGGUUUAAGUAAUGUUGCCCAAAGAGCAAAAAAGCCACACUUCAGAGGGUGGUGGUCCACCUCUUUCUUUAAUUAGCAUGUAUUAAAAUGGAAUCCUAUACAAAUAGGAACCCUUCUGUUAAUCCUCAUUUUGGAACCUACUGUGUAAUGUCAGUGUAUUAGAUAGGAGGAAGAAGAGGUAGUUGUGGGAAAUCAGAAUUAUGGCAUAUUUUUGUGGGGGACAGAAAAUUAUUUUUAAAUUUUAAGGCGCCAGGAGAAAAAGUAAUUUACAGCCUUAGAAUCAGUAAAAGAACAUUUUAGCCUAAAAACGUUGCUGCCUCUCUGCACUAUUUUGUUUUCUAAAGUGUUUUGAUUUGCACACUUUGUAUAGCCUAAAAUGCAGAAUGCCUUAGAAGUCUUUUUAAAAUAAACUUUAUCUAUGAAACACAUAACAAAUCUUUAAUCUAGAUAUGGGAUCAAAUGCAGUUAUUCCAAGUUUGCCAAGUAGUUCCAAAUUGUGGAAGUCUAGAGAUACAGUGCUGUUUAUUUGGCUGAGAUUUUAUCCUGUGGAGAAGGCCAGCAGAAAGCCCUGUUUAAGUCCUACUUAAGUCUUCAAAAUAGGCUUUAUGCUGGCCCUCUGCACAAGGGGAAAAUUUCACCCUCUUUAAACCCAAUCCUGUAGUCUUUACAUACAGUGCUGAUUUAGGCAAAAAAAUCAUAUUUUAUAUAAUAGAGAGAGCCAAGGUUGUGGGAUUUGGUUUUUUGCUUUUGGUGGUGGUUUAUUUUUAAUUUUUUUUUUCUCAAAAUGGGUAACUGAAGGAAGGAUGCUAAAUCCUUAUUUAGGCUCCUGAAUAAGUGGCUUGAUUAGCAAAAAUGCUGAGCCCCCAGCCACUCACUGAAUUUAAAGGGGAAUUGUUGGGUGCUGAGUACUUUUAAAAGUCAGGCCAUUACUUGAAAUGGCUAAAUAAAGAUUUAGAAGGCUAACGACAGGUGUCUAUUUUUAAAAUCUUGGCUAUACAACGGAAUUUUUUAAAAACUUUAAUAAAGAAAUUGAUUUUUAACAGGAAAUACCAAUAUUUUAGGGUUCAUAAAAUUAGAUAAGUCUGAAACUCCAGUUGUUCCAAAGACCAGUGCUCAGGGAAAUAAAUGGAAAGUCAAGAACGCUACCUAUUACACUCAAGUUUAAAUAUAGAAUAACUUUAAAGUCAAAAUUUUAAAAGAUUGUUAAAUUCAUAGCACUUUUUUGUUGUGUUAUUUAAAUAUCUUUUCAGAAUGCCAUUAUGUUUAAACAUUGUUUGUGGAUCAGCUAAUUCCUAAAUUCAUAUCUUCACUUGGGCUUUUUUUCCCUACUAACAGUUUAAUUUAGUGAUGGAAAACAUGCCGGAAAAACAAUCUAAAUCCAACUACAACUGAAGUUAAUGGGCGUUUUGUCAUUGACCUCAGUGGGAGUAGGAGUCAGCACAAAUGAUUCUAGCUACUAUACAUAAUACAUGUGUAAAACAAUAUAUUAGUCUUCUGGCACAACAGAUAAGAUGCAGCAUGAAAUAUUAGCGCUCAGAUAUGUAUUAUUUGUAUCACCAGAAGUGUGAAGAAGGUAACAUGGUGUCACACACUUUUUAAUUGAUAUAACAUUAGGCAGGCAAAUUGACCAAACAAGCCAUGUUUUCUUAAAGAUGGUAUACAAAUGUUUCAGGUAUCAGGUGACUAACUUUUACGGUAAAACGCAAGUGUAUUUAUUUCUCAGUGAGAAGAAACUUACAAAUACAAAGUACAAGAAGAAGCUUCACAAGCGUGAUCCAAGUGUCAUGGAGCCAUUUUUAGUCAUUUUGAAAAUCGUUACUACAUAGAUUGAGCAAUAAUGUUAGAGUGUAUAUAUGGUACUAUGCCCAAAUUGAAAAUAGGCUGGUGUAGUAUUAGAAUUUUAGGUUAAUUACAUUGGAUAGCAUGAGCCCUCUAAUCUUUUUUAAAUUAUAUGUCAUGUGAGUAAAUGCAAAAGCAAAUUUGAUAUAGGUCACGGGGGGGGGGGAGGGGGAGGGCCUAAACUACCUUACAGGAUUUUAUUCCAUAAACAUAAUAAAACAAGGGGGGAAAACAACGAAAAUAUUGUUAAGAUGUGUAUCCCUACAUACACACUCAUUUAGGUCUCUGUCUUGCUUUAAUUGAAGACCACGGCAACACUCCCAUUGGGCCUGAUCAGCCACCGCUUUGCACUUUGUUUAGUCACAUCUGUGCAAAGGUACUAUAAAGUGGGUUACCGACCUUGCAGCAUUUCACCUCCAUUUUCCAAUUCCUUUUCACAGCUGUAAGUGACAAGACAGUGGAGAAUCAGGCCCAUUGUCUUCGGCCAGAGCAGAAUUGGACCUCUAUGUGGGGGGAAAAAAUGCCACCAGCCUAUUAGCAAUUCAGAUGAGUGAUUUUCACACACUCCAACAUCUUGCUUAAUUAAGUUACUAUAUUUUGCAUUGUAAUUGACAGACAGGAUAAAUGUAAAUUAAAAAAGAGCAUUUGAUGCUAAAAGAAAAUUGUAUUAAACUAGUACAGUUCAUACUCUAAGUUUGAUUUCACUAUAGGACUUCUUUGGUUCACCAAAAAGCACUGUGGUGACUGGUAUAACUUAGAUAUAUUUCAAAUGUCAUGUUUAAUCAUCAGAAAAGGUUUCUAAAAAAAAAAAAAAAAGUUAAUGUGAUGAGGGCAAUCUGUUUCUGCGUUUGGACUUAGUACAUAUGAAAACCUUUUCUCCAUUUUGCCAUUUAAUCUGAGAUUGAUCCUCAACAAAAAUGUCAAUAAUUGAUAUUGUAAUUUUAGGAUCAAUAAAAUAUGUUUCAAAGCACAGCA
Malaclemys terrapin pileata is the source of this 5223-nucleotide messenger RNA. RefSeq names its product transmembrane protein 271 (gene TMEM271). The coding region runs from base 1 to 984 and encodes 327 amino acids. The transcript has a single exon. NCBI's taxonomy places the organism in Eukaryota, Metazoa, Chordata, Testudines, Emydidae. The record is from RefSeq and is a predicted model, not a curated record.